Molecule: messenger RNA, 1873 nt
Organism: Pungitius pungitius (ninespine stickleback)
Lineage: Eukaryota; Metazoa; Chordata; Actinopteri; Perciformes; Gasterosteidae
Gene: laptm4a
Product: lysosomal protein transmembrane 4 alpha
Exons: 7
Coding region: 108-827 (239 amino acids)
Cellular component (GO): lysosomal membrane
Source: RefSeq, a predicted model, not a curated record
CCCUCGGUGUAGCACAAGUUGUCAAGGAAGUGGUGGGCGUUCCUCGCUGUUAGUUCGUUGACUGUUGAUGCUGAGAAGAAUUUUCUCCUCCACGUCAAGGUCCACCGAUGUUUCUUCCUACGCUUGUGGAGGACAUGCAUCACUUCAAGCCUAGUCGAGAAAGAUUGUACACCACCAGGUGUUGUGGAUGUUGCCACGUCCGCACGGGAACCAUCAUCCUGGGAACAUGGUACAUGGUAGUGAAUCUAUUGAUGGGCAUCCUGCUGACUGUAGCUGUGACCCACCCAGAGAACGUGCCCACUAUUGACUUGCAGUACGAGGUCAUCGACCAUUACUUUGCCUCCGACAGGAUGUCUGAGAAUGCCUGUGUUGGAUUUGCCAUCUCUCUGCUGAUGCUCACCAUCAGUGCCAUGAUGGUGUAUGGAGCCAUUACUCAUCGUGACGGCUGGCUCAUCCCAUUUUUCUGCUAUCAGCUGUUUGACUUUGCUCUGAGCUGCCUGGUGGCCAUCAGUUCUCUCACCUACCUACCCCGGAUCAAGGACUACCUGGACCAGCUGCCGGAUUUCCCGUACAAGGAUAACCUCCUCUCUCUGGACUCGAGCUGCCUGCUGCUCUUUGUGCUGGUCUUCUUCGCCUUCCUCAUCAUCCUCAAGUCCUACCUGAUCAACUGUGUGUGGAACUGCUACAAGUACAUCAACAACAGGAACAUGCCCGAGAUUGCUGUUUACCCGGCCUUUGAGACCCCUCCCCAGUACAUCCUGCCCACUUAUGAGAUGGCAAUGAAGAUGCCAGAAAAGGAAGCUCCGCCCCCUUACAUGCCUGCUUAAGCACCAGCCCUGUUGCCAAAAAAACAAACACACGCACACAAAUUCACGCAUGCACACACACACACACACACACACACACACACACCACCAUGUGCAUUCCUAUUUUACCUCACUAACCCUUUCUGAACAGCCCACAACUGUGUAUGUGUAAGGCCACUGACAAUGUUUGUCCAACUCUACCCUCUGUAUUUGCACAGAGCGUCUAUAAAGCAUCCCAGAGGUGUGAGCGGAGGAAAGUGGGAGGGACUGAAAUCUGUGUGAAAUAAAUGAAUGAAUGUGAUGUUUGAAAAGCAACGCAAGUUACCAGCCUACCCUCCCAACCCUCUGGCCUUUUUAUGUCUUAGUAAAAAGGAUACAUGUGAAGUUAAACUGCUUGAAAUGCUAUCAUCAAUUCAGCGCCAUCCUAUCUAUAAAUAUAGAUAUAUGAAGUGUAAAAAAAAAAUAUUAUGACAAUCCUCUUAUUCUUAUAGCUCUUAUUGUUGAAUUGUGUUAGUUUCCUCCCCAAUUAUUAAGCGCUAGGCUAUUCCAGUCUUGAAUACAGUCAGUAGCACUUUUCACAGUAUUUAUUUUGCUUUGCUGUGGUUCAGUCCACCGCCACCCUCGACGUUUGUGUCACGGUGUGCUGCUCUCACGUGUUUGCAAAGCCAGUGAAUAGUUCCAGCUGAGACUGAACAACGGACAGAGACUCUGAGACAGACCAGAGGCGUUUGUGAUGGAUCAUCUUCUCUGCUUCUUUUUCGCCCCACAACACGUGGGGUAAUCCGCUAGUUGUGUGUACUUUAGUAGUUGCAUGCUUAUCAACAACCUUUCCAUUACUUUACUGGCUAUAUGAUUUUUACCCUAGUGGAAAUAGAUUUGACUUCAAUAAACCAUUCAGAACAUUUCUAUCUUCAUCCCUUACUCUUUUAUUCAUGCCAAGUACAGUUUGCUGAAGUAGACGUUCUCAUGCUGUCACAAUGAAGAGCAGCAAGUGUUGCAAGUUGCGUCUUGCUGUCAAAACGUUGUGUUUUGAAUUUAGUUUUAAUAAAUCCUGUUUUUUUCCCCCA